UUACAUAUUUACAAAAAUAUUUCGACGCCCUGAAUUCAGUCUCACUUACCGGAAUCAGUAUUGCCAUUAGUGUUACCCAAACAUGGCACGAAGGGGAAAACAUUUUACAUAUUUACUUAGAUAUUUGUAAGUUGAUCGAUAACGACAAAGUCCUCUCAGGAAUUAAUAAAUCCUAAUCUCGACCCACUUUAUUUUUAUUUCAAGUUCUUUGAAAGACUACAGAAAAGUCUAGCGCGAGAUACAACAUGCGGACACUCAGCAAUGGUGAAAUGCGCCUGAUCUUCAUAUAAGAAAUGCUGUAGUCCUGGACCAAAUGUUGGGAAUUCAGAGAAAUUGUAUGUCUAGAUAAAUAGCGAGAAUAGAUUGACCAGAAUGAUAAGGGACUAGGGAACACAGUGUUUAUUUUGUCGAUGCUUCCUUUUUAAAAGAAAUGGGUCAUAGGGAAAACAUUUAAUUUACAUUUUGUUUUUCUCCACGGAAGUAUGAUCCUUCUUGAAUGUUGGCGUGAAUCGAGGUCCAUCUCCCAGAUCUGCGGGACAGCGUUUCAAAGGGGGUGAGAAAGUAAAAUCGGACGUUCCAUUCUCUGGUAUUCAGAGUGUAAAAAAGGGGGUCCGUCCGAGGCGGUGGGGCGAAGAAGAAGGAGGAAGUGGUGAUCUUCGUCGGUCCUCUUCGGAAGAAGAGUCAGUUGUCUGUUUGUGCCCUGACCAUGGAGACGUCCCGGCUUAUCGCCGCGUUCUUCCUUUUCGUCGCAAGAGCGAUGACCCAAGAUUACGAUGUUUCAGAUAUAGAGUGUACGUUCGGAUCUUCGGAAAGCGGAGGUGUCGGCCGGACCGGAGUCGAUUCGAUGACGGCUCGACUGAGGAGGCCGGAAGGAUUCAAAGGUGAUCCGCUUUUUGCCGACGACCGGGCGAUUGACCCUCUCACACACCCGGCCUGCAGGAUAACUCCAGACCUUUCGGAUAUACACAGGCAGUCUUAUCUUCUCCAGGUGACUGACUUCUCCAGAUGCGGCGUCCUGAGGAGAAACGGUUUUGUCCACGUACGGGUCUGGUUUCCACAAUUUCCCGGCGUGGUCAUGAUGUCGGACCAGGAGCUGAUCAUAAUGUGCAAGCCGCCGGAGCCGACCAUCAUCGAAAACAAAGCGGCCGGUUUUGCCGGAAGCCUACCUCACGGAGCCAGGGUGUCUGGCGUUGUGGAAGAAACCCCGGGGAGGCUGGAAUACGAGGUCGCCCUCUACAAAGAAGCCCCUGCCAGGAUCACCAACUCGACGAUAAACGAGUUGCCUGUUGACCAGGCUGUGCCGAUCGGGACGAAGCUACAGCUGAGAGCGAGGAUCAACCCGAAAUCCGCUUGGAAGUAUGUGAAACUGAUGGAGGUGGCUGUCUCCCCGGAUCCGGACGAAGCCCAUGCACUAGGAAGCGUCGCCUUGGUCAGGAAUGGAUGCCGUAAUUCCGAUUUCUCUUCGAUCAUACCCCACCAGCCUGCCAGAUACAGGGAAAGGCACAACGAAGUUUUCCUUGACUUCGAGGCUUUCCUUUUAUCGAGCAUGCGAGAACGAUCGACGCUCUGGAUCCACUCCCAGAUCAAGGCAUGCAUGGACCCGUUGGACUGUCAACCGGAGUACUGCAUGGACCAAUAUGAGCCUUCGGGACACGGCAGGAGAAGAAAGAGAGAGGGGAACAUGACCGAUUCAUCUACCAAAGACAAAAAUGGAACAAACCAAUAUACAAAAUUUAAAGAAAACAUUGAAUAUACUGUCCUUAUGCCAGGAGAUGUAUAUUCAGAGCCAAAUGUAGAGGCUUCUUGUCAGAACAUGCUACUCAUGUCUGCAGCUCUUGGAAGUAUGCUUUUCACUGCUGCUUUUCUCAUGUGCUACUUGGCAGCCAGGCUGCAUGCAGUGCAGUCCCAGUCGGCGCAGUCGCAGCCCAAGAUUUCACACUUCCCACCACGAUCGACACUCACAUGAGACAGCUGAACCAAAGACUCUAGAUCUCUUCUAUAAAACAAAAACAAAUCCUUUCUUGUAAUAUUUUUGGUUUCAUGCGUGUGACAUGGAACAAACCACCUCCCACCUGAGGGCCUUGUACAAAGUAUUUAUGACUUUUUUAAAAAGAAAAGUAUCAGUUUUGAGCUGAUUGCUUUUUUUCGGGGAAUUUUGGUGUUUGUCCUACUUUAUUUAGUUAAUUUGUACAGUUUCAAUCUAAAAAAAUAAAGAGUUUAAACUUAAUUUUUUUCUGAAGCCUCAUCACACCCUGGACUCUGCACUCCUUCUCUUUUCUGACUAUAGCAAUAAGUUGUUAUAUCCACUUACAUUCCAAAAGCUAAUGGUUAGUACCCGUAAUUAAUUUUUAGUAAAAAAAGAAAGUCUGGUUAGAAUUUCUAGAAGAUUGGUGUCUUUGAACUCCUUUCCAUCGGAUUAUUUUCACCCAUGGUGUCUCUGAGAGUUUAAGAACUUUUCUGAGAACCAACUGAGAUAUCAAGUGGAUGGAGUUCAUGGAUGGAAUCCCAAUAAAUAAAUUCCUACCUUACAGCAUGCCAACUGUGAUGAUUGUGAUUCCAAAAGUUUAAAAUUCCAUUUGUAAUGCUCCCAACAUUACAAAGAGGUGGCUAUCCUGCUAAUACUAAUACCAAUUGUGAUAUGUAGCUAGAGAAUGGUAAUUACUUAGUUUUAGAGUUGAUGUUCCCAACUGUGAUAUGAAAAUGUUAUUAGAUAGUAAUCCAACUAAAUAAAUUUGUAGCAUGUAGCAAUACCAACUGUGAUGUAUAUGUAAAAAAAUGAUAAUUUCACAAUUGUUUCAAUUUGUCAUUUUCCCAACUAAGACACGAGUUUACAGCUGACAUAUGAAUAAUUACAAUUAUUAUAGUGGUAAUCCCAGUAAAUAACUUUCCAGGACAGGCAUAGUAAUCCCAACUGUGAUAUAUAGGUUUAAAUCAUUUUUAUAGUUUAGAUUCGAUUUGUCAUGUUCCAAGCUGAGAUAUCAAGUUCGAGGAUGGUCCCACUAAAUAACUAUUCAGGCCGUAACAUUACCAACUGUGAUAUCUAGUUAAAUAUUUAUGUGCGAUAUUUAGUGACUGUUAAUAAAGG
This is a messenger RNA of Cimex lectularius (bed bug), 3085 nucleotides long. RefSeq lists its product as uncharacterized. The record is from RefSeq and is a predicted model, not a curated record. Lineage: Eukaryota; Metazoa; Arthropoda; Insecta; Hemiptera; Cimicidae. Bases 707 to 1966 code for a protein of 419 amino acids. The transcript has 9 exons.